Desarmillaria tabescens is the source of this 1655-nucleotide messenger RNA. RefSeq lists its product as uncharacterized. Bases 319 to 1353 code for a protein of 344 amino acids. The record is from RefSeq and is a predicted model, not a curated record. Lineage: Eukaryota; Fungi; Basidiomycota; Agaricomycetes; Agaricales; Physalacriaceae. The transcript is spliced from 10 exons. Gene Ontology annotation, molecular function: protein binding.
CGGUCCUUUCUGAUCUUUCAGCACGCUGUAAUUUACAAACUGCGAACGACAAUCACCGGUAGGUGAUUGAAAGUAUACGGACUAUCGGCCAUCUGCAUUGUACACACCACCGGCUACUAAGUUUCCUGCACUGCAUAUAACAAGUCCCCCUGUAGUCUACGUAUCGGAUUCUACUUAAAUUUGUAUACCGAUCGUCGGCUGCCGAUCAACGGCCCCGUUCGUGUCCAGAAUCCUACAUAAACCGCCGCGACCUGUCUUCUCUCGACAUUCACAUUCUCUUUAACUCGCACUCCUUCAAUAGUGGUAUUGCGCUCGAACAUGCCUCCAAAACGACCACCGAGCACCUCUGGUGUCGUACUCAAGGCCAAGAAACGACGUCGAAUCAAAGGGCUACUAGAACGCGUGUCAGAGACCCCGUUGGACGUUCUUCUAGAGAUUUUCAGUCGUCUAGAACCGCGAGAUCUCCUCCAUCUGUGUCGCACAAACAAAUUUCUCCGUUCUGUUCUUCUGGAUCGCAACUCGCUUGACGUCUGGAGGCGUGCUCGCCAGAGCUUGGAGGACCUUCCUGAUCUCCCUGUUGACUUGUCGGAACCUCGUUAUGCCAGUUUACUUUUCGAUAAGUACUGUCAGUUCUGUCUACGUACGACGAGUCUUGUUCAAUGGGUCUUACGCACGCGUUGCUGCAAGGAUUGUGUACAAAACACAGAGAUUUUCAGCCCUACACUGGACCGACAAUCCAUGAGGAUGUCGUGGAUCAUCCCAUUUGUUCGAUGUGACGACACGACUUACUACUACGUUCCCUCCGUGGUGUUACUCAAUGAAGAAGUCAAAGAUGUGCUUAACGACGAGACCAACUUCCAUGACUGGUGUCACAAGAAAAACUCUUCCUUUGGUGCUAUUCGUACGCAUGGAGAAGCGUGUGACACUUGGCUGGCACAGAGACUGAAUGAACGCAAACGCGAGCUUAGGAAAAUUCGUCGAGAUCGACUACAGGAUGUUAUUGAGAGGCUCAAGGCGCUUGGGUGGGAAGACCUAAUCUAUAGGGUACCCUGGAGGAAAAUCGCAGCACAUAAGCUUGUGGCGCAGUCCAGGCCAUUGACUGAGCGAGCUUGGCGCAAUAUGGAGCCGGUGAUGGUGGAGUUCAUGAAUGUGCUUCAAGUGAAGAACAAGAAAAACGACGCAGCGAUGUAUGAUUUCGGUGAUUGUGAGGGUCGUUCCGUAGUAUAUGAGUCAUGGACGCUGGAUGGCGAAAGGAAUCAGUUCGGCCCUUUCGACUGCCAAACGGGAAAGUAUGCCAAUACCUGGCUUACUGAUUUUUCCCUAGGGAUAGCGUUUGAGCAAUAUGAUACUUAACAGACAAGAAUUUCUGCUUUUCUUUUUUCGCUCGAGAUUCGCUGUUCAUUGAUUUUCGUCUUGGAAUCUCUAUUUACAAAAAGAAUAAGCGUAUGAUCUGGAAUGAUAAAAUCAUGUAGGCUUAGGAGCAACAUCUUGAGUCAGUGGCAUGUCGUCAGCGAAAACGGGUGACACGACGUGUCGCGCAUUAAGUAGGUGCCAGGAUAGAGUCAAGCGUUGGCCCCAUCUAUUUCCCUGCUUUUCUGGUUCAAAAAGCGUUCGACGUGUUCAUGAAGGCGGUGAUUUCCACUUUUGGCAACAUA